UACCGCUAGUCAAGUGGCGGUACUUUUUUAUAAUUUCCUGCUCUAUUUUUAUUAAAUAUGAAGUGGAUCAUCUUUGUCUGUCUCUUUGGACUAGCUAUGUCUAAGCCUACAUAUGAGCCCAUAAAUUUAUAUUACCAUGAGACGAUAGGUAUUCCGAAGGCGACUGCGAUUAAGAGGAGUGAAGAAUCCUCUGAUUUCAGUGGUAACAGAAUCAUUGGAGGGUCGGCAGCCGAGUUGAUGCACGACCCUUGGUUUGGCGGUCUAAUUAUUACCUUAAGGUCCGGUUUGAUCUCAGUCUGUGGAUCGUCGCUGCUCUCAAACACCAGAGUUAUCACAGCAGCUCAUUGCUGGUUCGAUGGCAGGAACGUAGCUGAUAAUGUUCUUGUAGUUUUGAGUUCACUUAGACUUUUCACUGGCGGCAUUAGGAUUCCCACUAGUCAUGCUGAGAUAUACCCCGGCUACAAUCCCCUUAACCUGAACAAUAAUAUCGCUGUAUUGACGAUUCCAUAUAUUGCAUAUACAAUGCACAUCAGAAGCAUCCCACUGCCAUCGGGUCCUGAGCUAAACAACCAUUUCAACGGCGCCGUUGCCACAAUACCUGGAUAUGGACGCCAAACUGAUCUUGCUGGUAUUUCAAUGGAUCAACGACUACAUCGCGUAGAACUCAACGUGAUUUCCAAUGACGUCUGCCAAACAUUUUUCUCACCGUCAAUUGUGGUGGCCUCAACGCUCUGCACCCAAAACAUCGGCAGGGGCAUAUGUGAUGGCGAUUCUGGUGGUCCACUGGUCACUAGAAAUAUGCUGAUCGGUGUUGCAUCCUUCAUCCCUGCUGCAGGUUGUGAGCGCAAUUUACCCGUCGGUUUCAGCAGAGUGACCAGCUUCGCAGCUUGGAUAAACUCGCGUCUUUAAAAUGUCUGGUUUUUUCCUUUGGCUAAUGAUUAAAAAACUUUACAUAAAUAACUAAAUAGCAAUGAAAUUAUAUAGUUAAUGGCGCGUCGACAGAAUCGGCCGAAUGCUAUCUCGUUUUCUAUCGAGUUGCAAUUGACUUCUAAACGACAAUUCAUUCGAGUUCAAUGAUUUCUAAACGCAUAUUGACGCAAUACAGGACAUUGGUAGAACAAGCCUGCGCUUAUAAUUAUCUUCAAAAAUCCAAAUAUACAAUCCAUAUGUACAAUUGGUUCUUGCAAGUCUGCAUCGAGCAAAGAGACGAAAGUGAGGUUUGUGAAAUUGCGUCAUUUUUUUAAAUUUUAUAGAAUGCCAUCAUUUGCAUGUAGAAAAAUGGACUAAUUUCCAUGUUUAAGUAAAUAAAACCCAAGGAAUCACACACCAUGUGCAAGUUAGCAAAAAUUUACAUUAUUGCUAUAUUUUAAUUAUUUUUCUGUUUAUUCUGAUAAAUAACAGUUGCUAAUCAAAGGUAGAGAUAGUAAAUUAUUUCUGUAGUGUGUCUGAUAAGGAACAUGCACUACGGUCAUAGAUUAUGACUAGAUGUUAACAUUGUAGGCAGUAAAGUCAUCAAUUAUUCUGUUAUACGUUUUCCUAUUAUAGA
Molecule: messenger RNA, 1546 nt
Organism: Hyposmocoma kahamanoa
Lineage: Eukaryota; Metazoa; Arthropoda; Insecta; Lepidoptera; Cosmopterigidae
Product: collagenase-like
Exons: 7
Coding region: 58-909 (283 amino acids)
Biological process (GO): proteolysis
Molecular function (GO): serine-type endopeptidase activity
Source: RefSeq, a predicted model, not a curated record